AUGGAUUCAGAUAAUGAUUCAGGCAAUUCGAACGAUGCUCCAGUCCAUCGUCGUCGUACACAAGGUACUCGUCCGCCACCUUCGACCUUACCACGUCUAUCAGUAGGAAAUCAGAACAAAAACAAAACUUCCAACGAUCAAACUUAUCAUCCAAAUGAACAAGAUAGACCAUAUUCUGACGAUGAUGAAGUUGAUGACGAUGAAGAUGAUGAAGAUCAACAUCAAUCAGCAUAUCGUGGUCGCGGUCGACCAUCCCAACAACAAAGUUUAAUGGAUAGUUCAUAUGAUGACGGAAAUGAUCAUCAUAAUUUACCAAGAUAUACAGGUCCUUUACGAGAACAAGAUCGAUUCUUACCAAUUGCAAAUAUUGCUAAAAUCAUGAAAAAAGGUGUUCCAGACAAAGGUAAAAUCGCCAAAGAUGCCAAAGAAACCAUUCAAGAAUGUGUUUCGGAAUUUAUUUCAUUUAUUACAAGCGAAGCAUCAGAUCGAUGUCUUCAAGAAAAACGUAAAACUAUCAAUGGUGAAGAUAUUCUCUUAGCUAUGGUUACACUUGGCUUUGAUUCGUACGUUGAACCAUUACGAACAUUUCUAACAAAAGUACGUGACGCAUCGAAAUACGAUCGAACGAUUACAAUGGGUGCCGACAUUUCGGAUGAAAUACAUUUACAAACUCCACAACCAACAACAAAUUCUGCACAAGUUCAACCACAGACGAAUUCCAAUGGACUUGAACCUUACGGAAACUCCGUUCGUGUCGUCACUUGUAUUCGAAACGAUCAACCAGGCGAAAACCCGAACUAUGUCUAUACAAUUCAACCAUAUCAAUAA
Molecule: messenger RNA, 828 nt
Organism: Adineta ricciae
Lineage: Eukaryota; Metazoa; Rotifera; Eurotatoria; Adinetida; Adinetidae
Source: the annotation of a GenBank genome assembly